GAAAAUGGUGAAGAAAGAGAUCGGAUCAGAGAGAGGAGCAGAGAAAGAGAAAGGUAAAAGGAAGAGUCGGCUUUUGCAGAUUGAAAUACUGAGUGAGCAGAGAGAGCUAAAUAGAGAGAGCGAUCUCCAAUGGCGACGGUGAGAAGCUUGAAAAUCAAGACGAGCAGUUGCAAGCGAAUCGUGAAGGAGCUUCAUUCUUAUGAGAAAGAGGUUCAGAGAGAAGCUGCCAAAACUACCCAAAUGAAGGACGAUGGAGCCGACCCUUAUGACCUCAAGCAACAGGAAAAUGUGUUGGCGGAAUCGAGGAUGAUGAUUCCCGAUUGUCGGAAGCGUUUGGAGACCUCCAUAGCUGAUCUCAAAGCUACUUUGGCAGAGCUGGAGGAAUCGAAUCAAAAUGAAGGCCCAGAAAUUGAAGAAGCUCGAAGCACAAUUGAGGAACUUGAGAAAUUGUUUCCCACAUCCGAAGAUGCUUAAAUGUACCCUUCCCCUUCCCAAUGUGUCUGUAAAACUUCCUAUUUACCAAAUGGGUAUGUCAAAAGUGGACCAUUUUUACAACUAUUUUGAUUUGGAUCACUGUGUUUUUCUCUGUUAUUUGCUUUUGACACUUUGGUAUAUAUUGAGAUUGUGUUAUGAUA
Messenger RNA from Ziziphus jujuba (common jujube), 635 nucleotides. Its product is annotated as tubulin-folding cofactor A. The transcript has 3 exons. NCBI's taxonomy places the organism in Eukaryota, Viridiplantae, Streptophyta, Magnoliopsida, Rosales, Rhamnaceae. Gene Ontology annotation, molecular function: beta-tubulin binding. The record is from RefSeq and is a predicted model, not a curated record. Gene Ontology annotation, biological process: post-chaperonin tubulin folding pathway; tubulin complex assembly. Gene Ontology annotation, cellular component: cytosol; microtubule cytoskeleton. The coding region runs from base 130 to 474 and encodes 114 amino acids.